AUGGCAGCCCUGGCGGCUGGAUUGUCUAAGAAUCGGGCUACGGCCAAAGGUCUCGGCUCCAACCAGAGAGCCGUGAAAUACUUAGGGCAGGACUUUGAGACCCUGAGGCAACAGUGCCUGGAGUCAGGGAUCCUGUUUAAGGACCCAGAAUUCCCAGCCUGCCCUUCAGCCUUGGGCUACAGGGACCUUGGACCACAUUCCCCACAAACUCAAGGCAUCAUCUGGAAACGGCCCACGGAAUUGUGUCCCAGCCCGCAGUUUAUCAUUGGUGGAGCUACCCGGACGGACAUUUGUCAAGGUGACCUAGGUGACUGCUGGCUUCUGGCGGCCAUUGCCUCCCUCACCUUGAAUGAAGAGCUGCUCUACCGUGUGGUCCCCAAGGACCAGAGCUUCCAGAAGGACUACGCCGGGAUCUUUCACUUCCAGUUCUGGCAGUACGGCGAGUGGGUGGAGGUGGUGGUGGACGACAGACUGCCCACCAAGGACAGGGAGCUGCUCUUCCUGCACUCCGAAGAAGGUAGAGAGUUCUGGAGCGCCCUGCUGGAGAAGGCCUAUGCUAAGCUCAAUGGUUCUUAUGAAGCUCUCGCUGGAGGGUCCACAGUGGAGGGCUUUGAGGAUUUCACGGGAGGCAUCUCUGAGUUUUAUGACCUGAAGAAGCCGCCAGCCAGUCUGUACCAGACCGUUAGGAAGGCCCUUCGGGCUGGGUCUCUGCUUGGCUGCUCCAUUGAUGUCUCCAGUGCUGCUGAAACAGAGGCUGUCACCAGCUGGAAGCUGGUCAAGAGUCACGCGUACUCUGUCACGGGCGCUGAAGAGGUGGAUUUCCGUGGCCAUCCAGAGAAGCUGAUCCGACUCAGGAACCCGUGGGGCAACGUGGAGUGGAUGGGAGCCUGGAGUGAUGACGCGCCAGAGUGGAAUCACAUCGAUCCCAGGUGGAAGGAGGAGCUGGUCAAGAAGGCUGAGGAUGGGGAGUUCUGGAUGUCCUUUACAGAUUUCUUGAGACAGUUCUCUAGAUUGGAGAUUUGCAACUUGUCCCCGGACUCACUGACCAGCGAGGAGGUGCACAAGUGGAACCUGGCCCUAUUCACCGGCCGCUGGGUGCGGGGCUCCACCGCCGGGGGCUGUCAGAACUACCCAGCCACUUACUGGACCAACCCCCAGUUCAAAAUCCACUUGGACGAGGUGGACGAUGGCCAGGAGGAGAGCAGCAGUGAACUCGGCUGUACUGUGCUGCUUGGUCUGAUGCAGAAAAACCGCAGGCGACGGAAGAAGCUAGGGCAAGGCAUGCUGAGCAUCGGCUAUGCUAUCUACCAGGUUCCCAAAGAGCUGGAGGGCCACACUGAUGCACACCUGGGCCGGGACUUCUUCCUGGGCCUCCAGCCUUCUGCCCGCUCCAGCACCUACGUCAACCUGCGGGAGGUCUGUGGCCGGGCCCGGCUGCCCCCGGGGGAGUACUUGGUGGUGCCGUCCACCUUCGAGCCUUUCAAGGACGGCGAGUUCUGCCUGCGGGUGUUCACGGAGAAGAAGGCGGCGGCUCUGGAAGUUGGAGGUGUCGUGGCUGGAGACCCCCAUGAGCCACACCCCAGCGACGUGAAGCAGGACGAUGGCCAGUUCAAGAGCCUGUUUGAGAAGCUGGCAGGGCAGGACUCGGAGAUUAGCGCCAGUGAGCUCAAGGUGGUUCUGAAUGGAGUGUUUUCCAAACGAACAGACAUCAAGUUCGAUGGCUUCAACAUCAACACUUGCAGAGAAAUGAUCAGCCUGUUGGAUAGCAAUGGGACCGGCACCUUGGGACUGACGGAGUUCAAGACACUCUGGCUGAAGAUUAAGAAGUAUCUGGAGAUUUACCUGGAGACUGAUGAUGACCACUCCGGGACCAUCGAUGCCCACGAGAUGAGGACAGCGCUCAACAAGGCAGGCUUCACCCUCAACAACCAGGUGCAGCAGACCAUUGCCCUGAGGUAUGCAAGUAGCAAACUCAGCAUCGACUUUGAUGGCUUCGUCGCUUGCAUGAUCCGCCUGGAGAGCCUCUUCAAAAUGUUCAAACUUCUAGACAAGGACCGAAGUGGCACCGUCCAGCUCUCUCUUGCUGAGUGGCUGUGCUGUGUGGUGGUCUGAGCCAGCGUUUUGGUCACCAGCGACUCUCCGCCUGCCUGCCUGUCUCUCCCCCCUUCUUUAUAAAUUUGUGCCCAUGUAUCCUCCCAGGGCUUGUGUUGAUCACAUCUAUCUGUCUUGCCUAUUGACAUAUUUGGAGAUCCAGGUCUGUCCCAGCAAAGCAUUUUGGGGAAACCUGGGCCUCUUUUUCAGCAGCAAGGGCCCCCCUGAGCUGACCCCAGGACCUGGGGGGAAUGAAAUCCCAUAAAGCCAUUGCCAGAAUGGUCCCUCUUCUCUUGAUUGACAUGCCAUCUGGGGAUUGCCUUGGGUUUUUCAGGCUUUAGGUUCUAGGGCAGCAGUUCUCAACCUUCCUAAUGCCGGGACUUUUCAAUACAGUUCCUCAUGUGUG
Molecule: messenger RNA, 2497 nt
Organism: Echinops telfairi (small Madagascar hedgehog)
Lineage: Eukaryota; Metazoa; Chordata; Mammalia; Afrosoricida; Tenrecidae
Gene: CAPN8
Product: calpain 8
Exons: 21
Coding region: 1-2112 (703 amino acids)
Biological process (GO): proteolysis
Cellular component (GO): cytoplasm
Molecular function (GO): calcium-dependent cysteine-type endopeptidase activity; calcium ion binding
Source: RefSeq, a predicted model, not a curated record